Messenger RNA from Saccostrea echinata, 7017 nucleotides. Its product is annotated as NFX1-type zinc finger-containing protein 1-like. Gene Ontology annotation, molecular function: helicase activity. Gene Ontology annotation, cellular component: nuclear RNA-directed RNA polymerase complex. Lineage: Eukaryota; Metazoa; Mollusca; Bivalvia; Ostreida; Ostreidae. The coding region runs from base 160 to 6987 and encodes 2275 amino acids. Gene Ontology annotation, biological process: regulatory ncRNA-mediated heterochromatin formation. The record is from RefSeq and is a predicted model, not a curated record. The transcript is spliced from 3 exons.
GAUGACUCUGUGAGGGGAUUCAGGGGAAGGGGAAGAGGGGGGCGACGGCCGAGAAGAAAUAGAUCCCACACUCCACACAGGACCACAGAAAACACUUUACCUUCAAACUUAGUCCAUGUUUACGAUGAUGACAACGAUAGAGAAGACGAAAGGGAGCAAAUGCACACCUUGCCAAUCUAUGACUCGUCAGAAUUCGACGACACUAGCCAAGGAGGAUCGCAGCGAAGAAGAGGUGGAAGAGGGAGACCAAAUUUUCGAGGGAGGGGUAGAGGAGGAGAAUCAUACAGAGGUAGAGGAUCAAGCUCGGAUUCUAGUGGAGGAAGAGGUGGUGGGCGUGGUCACUCCAGAGGUCAAAGAUCAAACUAUGGUCACCGCAGUGGCAGUCAAUCCAGAACAAGAAUGAUGGGGUACAAAAGACUGGAAGAACUAGACCUUGAAGACGAUCCCGACGACGUCCUUCUUCAGUUGGUUACAACCAGAAACGGAUUUGAAGAUUUGCUUGAAAAAGAAUUACAAAAGGAUUGGAUGGUCCUAAUUGUGGCGAUUUUGGUAAAAGCAUACAAAUCAAACAAAGAACAAAAUUGUAUGGAACUUACAAAAAUUUUAAGCUCAAAGAAUCUUAUAUCAAACCAUAUUUUACGUUUUUUGUGUAAUGUCGAAAUUGGUAUAUUUGAAUUUCCUGAUGACAAAAUGGGGAAGGUGCUAUGGAACAUGACCCAGUUGACCCUUAUUUUAUUUCAACGUAUGCAAAGCAGUGUGUAUUUGCUUAGCACCGUCUUGGAUAUAUUGGAGAGAUUGGUAUCCCAUAAAUACAAAACCAUUUGCAUUAUAUCCUGUCCAGACAUAUUUAAGCAGCUUGAUAUAUUGAAUGAGGUAAAAGAUGCCAUGAAACAAAAGUAUGUUAAAAUUCAAGAAGAAUCGGAGAAACCAAGAAGACAUCCUCCGUCCACAGAGCAGGAGCCACCAGAUGAUUUCCGAGAAUUAUCUGUUCUCCCAACUCUUCAAGACCUGCAGUUUGACAGAAAACCUUUUUUGCGAUGCAACAGAACUAAAGGGGGUUAUGAUAAUCUGCAACAGUACCUAGACAUACAAUUUCGCCUACUGAGAGAGGAUUAUUUGCAUCCUUUGAGAGAGGGAAUUCUUGAUUAUCGAACAGAACUUGAAAAAUUCAAAAACGUGAAAGGAAAACGACAAACAGACAUCAGAAUGUAUGAGAAUGUGGAGAUACUUCGUCCACUGUGUUCCAAACAUGGAGUCAGACACGUCAUAAAAUUUGAUAACACUAAACUGACUCACGUACGCUGGGAAUCGUCGAGAAGAUUGCUAUUUGGGUCAUUACUUUGCCUUUCGUCGGAUGGAUUCCAGACAAUGUUGUUUGCCACGGUAACUGAAAGGAAGAUCACAGAUUUGCAAAAUGGAAUAGUGGAAGUUCAAUUUACAGAAGAGACAGAAACAUAUGCUCUCUCCACACAGACAUACGUCAUGGCGGAAACAACAGCCUAUUUUGAAGCUUACAAAUACAUACUUCAAGGAUUACAAGAAGUUGGAGAUGAAAUGCCACUGCAGUCGUGUAUUGUUCAUUGCAAGCCAAAUGCAAAACCCCCAAAGUAUUUGUUAAAAGGUGGAACUGUGAUACCGUAUGAUUUCAGUCCUCUUUUAAAUACUGAAAGGAGAGCCCAAGUGUACAACUGUCCAGUACUUAGGACAAAUAGAUGGCCUUCAGCUAGAGAUAUUGGAAUGGAUGAUUCACAACACAAGGCAUUACAAAUGGCAAUCACAAAGGAAAUUGCAAUCAUUCAGGGACCUCCAGGUACAGGCAAAACAUACGUUGGACUCAAAAUCGUUGAACUUUUACUGCACAACAAAGAGAGGUGGACUGAAAACGUAAAAAUGGAUCCUAUUUUAGUGGUAUGCUAUACCAAUCAUGCGCUAGAUCAAUUUCUUGUGGGGAUAUCCAAGCACUCAGAAAAAUUAGUUCGAAUUGGCGGAAGAUGCAAAACACCAGAUUUAGAAGAAUUUACUCUACAAAGCUACCGGAAAGAGGCUCGUGAAGAUAGGUCUAUUUCGAGGACGAUCCAUGAAAAAAAGUCUGAUUGUCUUAAAAACAUGUGGAAUUGCAGAGAACAAAUAGAAUGUGUCAGUAAGAAAUUAAAAUGUGCAAAACAAGGUAUUCUGCGUCUUGAUGAAUUAAGACAUUUUAUGGACAAUGACCAUGUGCAAAGCUUAAGUUUCCAAAAUAUUGCAUUUGAAAAUGAAUUGUUUAUGGCCAAAAUGCCAGGAAAUCGAUUAGACGAAUGGCUUGGUUUUAAUGCAGACAUUGCAUUUGAUCCAAAUGACAUUGAAAAUCAACGAAAAAAUAUGCUGAUGACAGAAUGGGAAGAGGAACUAACAAAUGGAUCUCAAAUAGAGAGGUUAACAAAAGACGAGGCAAGACAAGUAAAACAACCGUGGCAACUAUCUUUGCAAGACAGGGGAUCUUUAUAUAAGUAUCUUUUGAUAGAAUUCCAAGAUUUUUUAAGUAACGAGAUUAUGGUUCUUGCAAACCAAACUGGAAAACCCAAGGUUUCAAAAAAGCAACAAAAAUCUCCAAAUAUGCAGAUAGAUGAACUUUCAAAACUUCGCACAAGAAGUGAAAAGGUUGUCUUACAGUCCAAAAUAUUGGUUGAACAUAUUCCCAAAUAUUUGAAGAGAAUGCCAAAAAUGAUUCAAGAUCAGGGUGAUAUUUUGGACUGGUUGUGUCUUGAUGGCUCACCAGAAAGCUGCAGCCGAAUCGCAGAAGUUCUUAAGGAGGAAUGCGUAUAUGCGAAAGAAGAGGGAGAAUUGGAAGACGAAGAAAGAAGAUUGGAAGACGAAGAAGAUGAAAACGACGAUGAACUUCGAUUCUUUUCUGAAUACAGCAAUGAAACUGAAACAAAUCCGUCCCAGAAUUUAAGCGAAGCAUCCCUUGCAAUACUCUACAGUAGUAUGGAUCGAUCGUCAGAUACGGAAGGCUGGGUCCAUCAAAUUAAUCGCAACAAAUUGCGUCGAAAUCUUAGGAAAAUUAUUGACAGCAGCGAUAUUAUGAGUGAAAAAGACGUUGAAAAGGUAAAAAAUGUGUGGAAACUUGAUUCACGUGAUCGAGAGAGGCUUUAUCGUUAUUGGUUAAAGUGCUAUACCACCAAUAUGAAAGAUUCCAUAAAGGAAGCAGAGAAACAGUAUGACGAUCUUUGCAAAGGUUAUAGAGAAGUCCUAGAUGCCGAGGAUGUAGAAAUAAUGAGAGGAGCUGACGUCAUAGGUAUGACUACAACAGGUGCAGCAAAAUACAGGAAUAUCCUGCAAGCUAUCAAACCAAAAAUCAUUAUUGUUGAGGAAGCUGCUGAAGUGUUGGAAUCACACAUCGUUACUACAAUUAAUUCAAACUGUCAACAUCUCAUUCUGAUUGGCGAUCACAAACAACUGCGUCCUACUCCUACAGUUUACCAUCUUGCAAAGAAAUUUAAUCUUGAUAUUUCAUUAUUUGAAAGAAUGGUUAAUAAUGAAUUGAAUUAUGUGACAUUAGGCAUUCAGCACAGAAUGAGACCGGAAAUAUCAAUGUUAAUGAAAUAUGAAGAUCUCUAUCCAAAUCUCGAUGACCAUGAGGACGUGAAAAAGUACGAACAUAUCAAGGGUGUAAUUUCCGAUGUUUAUUUCAUUAACCACAACGAACCAGAACUGGAACAAAGGGAGACGAAAAGCAAAUCAAAUAUCCAUGAAGCAAAGUUAGUCAAAAGACUGUGUAGAUAUUUUCUGCAGCAAGAUUACGAUCGAAGCCAAAUAACAAUUCUUACAGCGUACACUGGUCAAAUUCUUGCAUUGAAAAAAGAAAUGCCGAAGCACGAGUUUGAAGGCAUACGCAUCACAUCGGUAGACAACUUCCAGGGCGAAGAAAACGACAUCAUCAUACUUUCACUUGUUCGUAGCAACAACUUGGGUAGCACAGGAUUUUUAAAAAUAGACAAUAGAAUUUGUGUUGCUUUAUCAAGAGCUAGAAAAGGAAUGUUUGUAAUAGGCAAUUUUGAUCUCUUGUGCUCCGAGAGUGAAUUGUGGAAGUAUAUAGUAAAGACGAUGGAUGCAAACGGGAAUUUCGGAAGAAGUCUUGUACUACGGUGUGGAAACCACCCUAGAAAUAGUGUUCGUGUCAGUAGAGAUACGGACUUUGAUCAGGUACCAAAUGGAGGCUGUUCUCUGCCUUGUAAUUACGAUCUGAAUUGCUCUCAUAAAUGUGGACAAAUCUGUCACAUUUCUGACCCAAAGCAUGAACAUUACAAGUGUCUACAACCAUGUUUGAAGAAAUGCUUAAAAGGACAUAGCUGUCCACGAAAAUGCUUCCAAGACUGUGGUGACUGUCCUGUGAAGGUCCCAAAAAUAAUUCCUUCCUGUGGACAUAUUGAAAGUGUCCCAUGCUCUGUGGACGAAAAUACAUGGACCUGCAAAUCUCAAUGUGGAGAAAUUCUUCCUUGUUUACACAAAUGCAAAGGGGAAUGUGGUAUUUGCAAAUUGAAACCUACUCAUAAAAAAUGUGAAGAAACUUGUGAGAGACGCCUCACUUGUGGUCACUUUAUUCUUACAAAGUGCUUUGAAGACGUGGAAACUCUUACUUGCAAAAGAGAGUGCGGCGGUGAUCUUGAGUGUGGUCAUAAGUGCAGCGGAACCUGUGGUGACUGUCAACAAAGUCGAUUACACAUUCCAUGUCAAUCAAAAUGUGGACGAAAACUUGUAUGUGGGCAUAUAUGUACAAGACCUUGUAUUGAAGGUUGUCCACCUUGCAACCAAAAAUGUCGAACUGUAUGCUCUCAUAGAAAUUGUAAAGCAAAAUGUGGAGACGCCUGUGAAGAGUGCAACAAGCCUUGUAGUCGAUCCUGUGAACAUCAGGAAUGUCCUAAUAGGUGUGAUGAAAAGUGCAGUAUACUGCCAUGUUCGAAAAGCUGUUCAAAGAAGCUUCGAUGUGAACAUGAAUGCUUAGGAGUUUGUGGUGAGAAGUGUCCACCAAUCUGCCAAACAUGCCAUCGUAUAAGUUAUGAAGGUUCUAUGGACACAAUAGACAAUGACACACGUUUUGUAACAUUGAAUUGUAGUCACAUCUUUAGUGUUAAUUCAAUGGACUUGUACAUGUUUAACCCUGCAAAGAUUCAAAGUUCUUCAGUUCCUAUAGGGAUUAGGCAGUGUCCAGCGUGUGCAUCGCAAAUAACAAAAAGCAUGAGAUACAAGUCAGUAAUUGAGGAAAUCAGAAAGGACAUAGAAGUUGUUAAGAAGAAAAUAGCAAGUGACGAUAUCUUUUCUCUUAAGAGGGGAGUAAACUACAUUAAAGAAAGAUCAGUCUUGUUGAGAAAAAAGGACUCAGAGGCUGUUGAUCUAAUCAUCAAACAACUUGAAGAGAAAACUAUGUUGCCUAAUGAAAAAGUGACUUUAGCUCACUUACAGACAGUAAUCCUAGAAAUAAUUUAUCACAUUUUCCAAGCGAUUCUUCAAUCUGACAUUGAAGGCACUAAAGAGGAAAAAUUAAUCGGAUCACAGUUAACAAGGAUUCGCCAGUGGUUGUUUGAAAGUGUAUCUACUGUUACCGAAAACAAGAAAAAGAUACAAAAGGCAGGAAAGCGAACAUGCUUUUCAAAGCAAGAACUUCUCGACGUUCGUAUGGAAUUGCUACGACUUGCGUAUCAGGUCCAGUUUCUGAAACUAACCAAUCGAUCACGUACAGACAGAGACGACAUCAGAGAUAAAUAUGGUCCUAUAGUUGAUUUACUAUUAAAGGAAAAAUCGCCACUCUUGGAGAAAAAGUAUCAGAGAAUCCGUUUAUUGGCAAGGGCAUACGGUGUAGGACUUGACGACAGAGUAUUUGAUGAGUUGCUUAACCUUGAAGAUCUGGGUAGUCGAAGAACAUGGCAGUAUGGGACGUGGUAUAAAUGCAAAAAUGGUCACGUUUCCAAUACCUACAAAGAAGAGGAGCAGUGUUCAUCUUGUACUCUCUUAAUUGGAAAAAAGACCUACGUUGAGACAGUCCCUCCGAGACGAAUUGUAUCAGUACCUAUACCAGAGGAUCAGAGAAAGAAAUCAAUGCAUUUUUCUGACUACAAAGAAAAUGUCGAAAGUAAAAUACGAUCAAGCAAGGAAAACUCGGAAUUUUCAACAGAUGAUUCAAAAUCAGCUUCUCGUGAAAUUACUUUUAAAAAUGCAGUGAAAGGAUCAAGCAGAAGUUCUAAUGACACCAUGUUAGAAUUUACUCCAAACAUAAAACCAAAAUCUUUCUCUGGCUCGGAGACAGCUACUCCAAUACAGGAAUUUGAUAACGAAGACUUAAAAUGGAGUCCAUCCUUGAUUUCGGAAUAUUCCUCAAACGCAAAGCAUUUAGACAGACACUCAUUUGUUGGGGCAGUUCCAAAAGACACAAGACAAAACAUUCACAAAACAGAGCAAGAGACUAAAAUAAAUGGUUCUCUGAACAUACAACCAGAAACAAAGUAUGCAUGGCAGAAAACUAACCUCAAACCAAAAGAAGAAAAUGAUGUUUAUAACCCCACAUUUUCUAAACCAGUUCUUUCAUCACUAUCGACCAGUGAUGGAAAAGAUGUCUACACCUCAAAAGAACUUCUCUUUAUUCAAUCAAAUCCCCCCAUUAGGAGCGCUGAGCAAAGUGCUCCAAGAAUUAGACUUGAUAAAGGCAAAGUGAUUAAUGAGACUGAUGACCAGGUAGGGAAAUUAUCUUCAUCACAGAUAUCUGAAAGAAAGGGAAAGUCCAUGCGCAGUCCUAUAGAUAUCGAUAUCAGCUUUGAUCUUGCCAACGAAAACGAAGCUCAAGUAGCAGUUACAAAGACGAACCGCAAAGAACCAACAUCGUCUAGUCUGGAAGAAAAGUCAACAGCGGAUAGACACCAGAUUCAUUCACUCCCUAGAUGUCCAAAAGGUCAUCUAAUGCUUCGAAACGAAACCCAGUGUCGCUGGUGCAGCAAAAAUUUUGAGAGCGCGGUCUAGAGCUGAAUAAUUUACCCAGACCAACAAGAA